Stegastes partitus (bicolor damselfish) is the source of this 3335-nucleotide messenger RNA. Its product is annotated as protein shisa-5-like. The coding region runs from base 98 to 772 and encodes 224 amino acids. NCBI's taxonomy places the organism in Eukaryota, Metazoa, Chordata, Actinopteri, Pomacentridae. The transcript has 6 exons. The record is from RefSeq and is a predicted model, not a curated record.
ACAGACAAAGCAGCAGCCAUCAGAUCAGACCUCCUCCUGCCGGCCGUCGGAGGGGAUUCCUCGUUUCCUGACUGAAUACGGGAAUCUUGAAGUGACCAUGGCGCCAGGCCUGCCCGGUGUUGUUGUGCUGGCCCUGUGUGUGAUCCUGUCCCCCGGUGUUUACGGGGAUCACUGUGACAGUUUGUGGCCACUUUCUAAAGAAGACCAAGAAGAAUGCAACUACAAAAAUUUCGCUCACGGAAACUCACCGUUUCCCAUGGUCAUUGGUUUUGUGAUCUCCGUCGUCAUUAUGCUGAUCUUCAUCUGCUGCUGUGUCUGUCCCUGCUGCUGCCUGUACAAAAUAUGCCGCAAGCCACGACCUGUGAUAGCUACCACCACCCACACCACAGUGGUCACUGGCACUCCUCACCCGUACCCCCAGCAGCAGGCUGCGGUGCCCGGGCCCUCUCACUCCUACCAGGCGGUCCAAUAUCCGCCCUACCAGCCCGUACCGGUGCAGCCUGGCUACGGAGCUCAGCCCAUGCCCACAUCGCCUUACCAAGGACAGCCGUACACACCAGGACCACCACCAACGUAUCAGGAAGCCACCGGUCCUGCCUACCCUCCUCACCCGAUGCCUUACAGCCAUGCGGCGUACAGUCCCGGCCAGCCAGCGUACCCUCUACAGCCUCCUGUCCAGCCACAGCCCAACGCUCCACCCGCACAACCAGACUACCUAGCCCAGCCCGCGUACAACCCGGAAUAUGUCGCACAACCACCCAAUACCGGAUAGUGGACCUCAGCACUGUGCUCUCAGCCACAAACGUGCCGUGACAUCUUUCGAACUUGGCAGACCUGGAAAUCUAAAUGAAGAUGAGAAAAUCCAGAGCAUCUCCAUUUGUUUGUUUUGGUGGUUAAUAUGGGAUUGUUGGUACAGUGAUGGUGCGUCUGUUCUGUUGAGCAGUUGCCAAGUGAAAAUGUUGAUACCUUUCGGCUUGUAUUGCAUGGACUUCCAGUACACACAAAUGUAGUAAGGCUGUCUUUUUUUUUUUUAAACAGUUACUUAGUGGCUCCAUCUUAGCCAUCUUGGCAAAUUAAACAUAAAACCACUGAGUUUGAUUUUGAAGAGCAGAUAAAGUCCGCUGUCAUUUCACAGCCUUGUGCCUCAACAUCUCCCUCCUGCCUUUGCUCUCCACUGGCCAAACCUACCUGACCUCUUAAUCGGCCUACAGCGACUGCAGUCAAAUUCAGUGGUCAAACUUUGGAGAGGGUGUUCUGAUGUCUGUGGCCAUCAUCGUGUUGCUAUAUGACAGUUUAUGGCAGACUGGUAAAGUGCUUUGAACCUUUUUCUUCCAUGUGCUUAUGCUCUUUCUCUCUGGUGCUGCAAAAAAGCAUGUACCGCUUUGUAAGUCCUUUAAAUGUUACUUGGGAACAAAUCAAGUCCAAAGUGUGCACCAUGUGGAGGAUGUAUGCUGGAAAGUUUUUUUUUCAUUGUCAGUUGAAUGCUCAGGAAGUCAGAAUUACUUUUCACUAUGCUAACGUAUGGUUACUCAUGACUUCUCUCCUCCCGUGACGUUGAAAUUGUUCCCCCUCUGCUAUUAUAGAAUAUUUUCCAGUGUCUUAAAAGCACCUCAAGGAGAGAGGAGGUUUUUGGAGGAGCUAAGACUGAAGGAGGAGAAGCGAGGAGACACAUUAGCAUAAUGAAAAGCACCCAGGGUCUUCAUUUAACCAGCAAAAGGGAAAAAUCAUGACAAUUCAACACAAUAUGUUUUGCGCACAGGGAAGGUUUACUUACGUUUUUUUUUGUGUUCAUGUACAUGUAAUACUUUGCAUUAAGUUUUUUUUCCCCUCUUUGCUUGGGUGGUUUAUUUGCCCAUUUUACAUCUGUACCAACUGAGCUGAAACACAUCCGCAGCUUUAGAGUAAUUAACCAAAGGAGAUAAUUUUCUUUUCAGUUAGCCAAACAUUCAGUCAGGACAGCAAAUAGAAAAAGUCAAAUACUUAAUAAAUGCAAGAAACAAGUGUGCCUUUUUAGCCAAGUUACUUUUUAUCAAGCAAAGGUGUACAUGUCACUCAGAACACUUCUUUUCUAUUUAUUCUUGAGUGAUCUGUUUCACAAAGCCAUCCUCAUACCUUUGCUGUUAUUUUAGCUUCUUUUUUGUGCUGUUUUCUAAAUGCAGCCAUUAAACAAUGUAGCCUUUAAGCUUUUGCUUCCUUUUGUUGCAACACAAACUGAAUGUUGUGAAACUUUACAGCUCAUUUUCUUACCUUCAGCAUUGUUAAAUUAUACUUUUUUCCUGCCUUGUGUCACUUCCUAAAAACCCAUCACUUCUGCUUUCUGCUGCAAUUACUUGAAAAUAGUUUAACAAAAGUGACCUUUUACUUGUGACCCAGCUGAAGUACAUUCACAAGUCGUGUGACAAGCCUGACGUUGAUCCAUUAAGCCACCACGUUGCAACUUUUCAUCUUCCUUUAUUUAGGCCUGGUUGUGGUCAAAGAACACAGUAGCAACCAUAUUCCAUCUCAAUGUUUUUACGUUCAUGCUGUGACAUAUUUUACCUUUUGAUGUUCGAGACACCACAUGCCAGCUAAUGGACAGAGGCUUAAUGUCACCUUUGUUUCAAGUUUUUUACAUAGACUGACUAACCAAUUUGUUUAUGUAGUCAAAUAUGUUCUUGUAGGCUCGCCUUCUGACUGAAAACUGUCUUCAAUGAUGUCUUGUGCCUGUGGUUUCAGUCCCUUGGCCAGUGUUGAUUCUUCAACGUGACCUUAGUUGGAGUGUUUUUCUUUAUGUGAGUGUGUGAAAUACAGUCAUAUACAGGAUGUUCUUUGGAAAAAGACAUUUGGGCAGAGAUUUGUUCUUGCAUCCUUUCUGUUUCUAAUUCAGCAACAACUGUCAUUGAUGCUUCUUUGAGAAUAUAUAUAUAAAUGCUUAUAUAUAUAAUAGGGAUGUCACGAUAUGUCGGUAUAAAAGAUCACUGUGUUUAAAAAAGUAAAUGAUAAUAUAAUGGUAAUGAUACAGCUUGACCGACUAUCUGGCUGACACUCCAACCUUGGAACAAUAUGCCAUACAGUUGCGGUUGCAGACUGUCUCACCUCCUUACACUCUUAUUUAGAGUACAAAUCAUUUGCAAAAAAUGAGACAGAAAAUAAAAAAGGUCAACAAGUUCAUUUGAUUGAUGACAUUAGUCUUGUUGAGAUUACUGAUAGAUGUUGUGAUGUUGUCGUAAUCGGGACUUCUUUUGGUUUGGGAUUAUCAUGUUGUGAUAAUCAUGGCAUCGUGACAGCCCUAAUAUACAACUUUCAUUUUGUGAAAAAAAAAGUUCAAUAAAGUAUAUAUUUUCAGUUUUCCACAA